AUGCAGCUUACAAAACCUUCAGAAUGGCAGAACAGAACAGGCAUCAAAGAGUUCAUCCUCCUUGGGUUUGGGAACACUGAGAACUUGAACACUCCUCUCUUUGUGUUAUUUCUGAUCAUUUAUAUUGUGACUAUAUUUGGAAACAUUCUCAUCAUCGCUCUGGUUGUGGCAGAGAAGCAUCUCCACAGCCCCAUGUACUACUUUCUUUCAAAUCUAUCCUGCUUGGAGAUCUGCUACACUUCAACUAUAUUACCCAAAAUGAUGACCAGUUUUAUUACAGGAAACAGGACAAUUUCUCUUCGGGGCUGUAUUUUACAAAUGCACUUUUUUAUCACUCUGGCAGCUAUUGAAUGUUACCUCUUGGCAGUGAUGUCAUAUGAUCGUUAUCUAGCCAUAUGUAGACCCUUGCAUUAUGUCACGCUUAUGAGUGACAAAACAUGUAUUUUGCUAGUUUCAAUGUCAUGGAUAAUAGGAUUUCUGCUUAUCACAAUUUUAACAUCCUUGUUGACACAGCUUACAUUUUGUGAUCAAUACAAAAUUGACCAUUUCUUUUGUGAUUUCACACCCUUGGUACGACUUUCCUGCAAUGACACUUGGGUGAUUGAAAGUGUUGCUUUGAUAACCUCAUCUCUAGGAAUUCUACCUACAUUUUUCUUAACAGUCUCAUCUUAUGCUUUUAUCAUCCAAGCAAUCUUCAAAAUCCCAUCUGUGUAUGGGAGACAAAAGGCAUUUUCCACCUGUUCUUCCCAUCUCACUGUGGUCUCCAUUUUCUAUGGAUCCUUAAUGUUUGUCUACAUUUUGCCAACCACUGGCAGAUUCAAAGAUAUGAAUAAGGGAUUCUCUUUCUUGUACUCCGUUCUUACCCCUAUGGUCAAUCCUUUCAUUUACAGCCUCAGGAACAGAGAGGUAAAGGUAAUCCUUAGAAAUAAGCUGUGUUAA
Molecule: messenger RNA, 939 nt
Organism: Candoia aspera
Lineage: Eukaryota; Metazoa; Chordata; Lepidosauria; Squamata; Candoiidae
Product: olfactory receptor 2AP1-like
Exons: 1
Coding region: 1-939 (312 amino acids)
Biological process (GO): G protein-coupled receptor signaling pathway
Cellular component (GO): membrane
Molecular function (GO): olfactory receptor activity; odorant binding; G protein-coupled receptor activity
Source: RefSeq, a predicted model, not a curated record